Molecule: messenger RNA, 435 nt
Organism: Knipowitschia caucasica
Lineage: Eukaryota; Metazoa; Chordata; Actinopteri; Gobiiformes; Gobiidae
Source: the annotation of a GenBank genome assembly
AUGGCGGGGUCCAAGGUGAAGCAGGACAUGCCUCCAUCGGGAGGCUAUGCUGCCAUCGACUACAAGAGAAAUUUGCCCAAACGCGGACUUUCAGGUUAUAGCAUGUUUGGUAUUGGAAUUGGCAUUAUGAUGUUUGGAUACUGGAGGCUGUUUAAAUGGAACAGAGAAAGACGGCGUUUGCAGAUAGAGGAGUUAGAGGCACGAAUCGCCAUGAUGCCUUUACUACAAGCUGAACAUGAUCGAAGGACUUUACAAAAACUACGAGAAAACCUUGAAGAAGAAGCUAUUGUCAUGAAGGAUGUUCCAAAUUGGAAGGUUGGUGAAAGCAUGUUCCACACAGAGCGCUGGGUCACCCCUCUGCCAGAGGAACUAUUCAACCUACGACCAAGAGAAGAACUCUUGCACAAACGUUUUGGCUUCUUGUGGUAUGUUUAA